CAAAGAAGACACUCGUCAUGAAGAAGCUGACCAAGAACGCGGCGUUGAAGAAGCGGCCGCCUGGAAAUUUAAAGAGCAACGGAAGGUGGCUUUGGCUAGGCAUCCUCGUCGGCAACAAGAGCAAGGAUAACAAGCCCAGAGGGUUCGAGGAGAUCAAGGACACCGCGCAGUCGCGCGCCCGCAAGGCCACAAUGGUGGCGCGCGACGGGUGGGCCCCCACUGAUGCCGCGGUCCAGGAGUUAGGCCACGAGCGCCCCUUACCUGUUCGCCACGAGGGGAACGUGUGCCUCGACAAAGAGACGGGCUUCCACACCAAGGACGCUGAGAGCGAGAAUUCCAGGCUGAUGGCGUGGAACCGCUGGCGGCGCGGGAAGCUGAACAUCACCCUGGGCGACAUGGGCGAAUGCGUCUACUACAUCAACGUGGGCAGCGGCGUGGGGAAAGUCCUGGAUGGUCUUGCGCACUCGAAUGACUUCGCUGCGAAGAAUCAGCUUCUCGGAUGA
Prorocentrum cordatum is the source of this 503-nucleotide messenger RNA. Lineage: Eukaryota; Dinophyceae; Prorocentrales; Prorocentraceae. The record is from the annotation of a GenBank genome assembly.